UCUUGUAAGAAGGUUGUUCUUUUUGCUCUUUUUUUAUGUUCAUUUUCUACAUCAUAUUCGUUCAUACAUGAUCAUCUUCUAAUGUCUGAAUGUUACUUGUGCUCAUUUCAUACUUGAUUGUAGUGUUGUAUCUGAAGGAUAUGGUUGUUAUCUAUGGAGAAAUGCCAGACUCCACCUCUAGCUCUUUGUCAAGUCGAGACACAGUUAGUGAUAAAGACAGAGGUGGAAUAUAUAUGUGAUUUGGAUUUCUUCCCGUGACAUAGACGGAUCAACACAAGAGGAUUGUUUCUGUCAACUCAAGGCGACGGCAGCUGCCUUUGCAUGCAACCUGAGACACGCUGGUAAUCAUGUGUGCUUAGAGCACACACUAGGGGAGCCUGUGGGUCUUUUCUACAACUUCGUCUGAUCUGACACUUUGUCAGUCAUGGUUGCAGUUAGCAGGGAUGCAGCUUUACCUCAGGUGUCACAGUGGGACGUAGUCGUCUCUUCACCAUUUCAAAAAGGCACAGCAGUCAUGGAGACCUAAAUCCAAACCUGUUGAAGUCUUGUGAAGUGGAAAUAUCUUUGAGGCUGCAGGACUCUGGUUUAAAGAGAGAUAAAAAUGGCUGAAAGUCUCAAUUCUCCAAUGAUGGCAAAGGCACACUGGAAGAAACCCAACCAUACCACAGACUUAUUUGAAAUGAUUGAAAGGAUGCAGCACUCAUAGCCUCUCUCUCUACAUGAGAAGGAUAUUGAGUCUGGGCAACAGGAUGGAUGAGCAGAGAUGCACCUUGCCUCCCCCGCCACUCAAGACUGAGGAAGACUACAUUCCAUAUCCAAGUGUCCAUGAGGUACUAGGGAGAAAAAGCCCCUUUCCUCUCAUCCUCCUGCCGCAGUUUGGGGGCUACUGGAUUGAGGGGACCAACCAUGAGCUGAGUGACACAUUGGACACUGAGCAGCUUCAGCCUCUGUCUCCAAACACCCGCACCAAGCUGGAAUGUAACACAAUGGCUACAAUCUUCCGGAAACACUUCCUGGGCAAGGAACACUUUAAUUACUAUUCGGUGGACGGUGCCCUCGGACAUCUGGUGUUCUCACUAAAAUACGAUGUGAUUGGUGACCAGGAACAUCUUCGCCUCAUGCUCAGGACGAAGCUGAAAACCUACCACGAUGUGAUUCCCAUUUCCUGCCUGACAGAAUUUCCCAACGUGGUCCAAAUGGCCAAGCUCGUCUGUGAGGAGGUCAACGUGGAUCGCUUUUUCCCCGUCCUGUAUCCAAAAGCUUCAAGACUUAUUGUCACCUUCGAUGAACAUGUGAUAAGCAACAAUUUCAAGUUUGGGAUUGUCUAUCAAAAGUUUGGACAGACUUCAGAAGAAGAGUUGUUUGGCAACAGCGAAGAGAGUGCUGCCUUUGUCGAGUUCCUGGAGUUUCUGGGAGAGAAGAUUGAACUCCAUAACUUUAAAGGUUUCCGAGGAGGGUUAGACGUGACUCACGGGCAGACUGGCACAGAAUCUGUCUACUGCAACUACCGCAACAAAGAGGUCAUGUUCCAUGUGUCCACAAAGCUGCCUUACACGGAGGGGGACACCCAGCAGUUGCAGAGAAAAAGGCACAUAGGGAAUGACAUAGUGGCCAUUGUGUUCCAAGAAGAAAACACGCCCUUUGUACCAGACAUGAUCGCCUCAAACUUCCUCCAUGCCUACAUUGUGGUCCAAGUCGUCAACCCCUGCUCUGACAAUGUUCUCUACAAGGUGUCAGUGACAGCAAGGGAUGAUGUACCUUUCUUUGGCCCGGCGCUGCCAAACCCUGCAGUGUUUAAAAAAGGUCCUGAAUUCCAUGAAUUCCUUUUUACUAAGUUAAUCAAUGCAGAGUAUGCGUGCUACAAAGCAGAGAAAUUUGCCAAAUUGGAGGAACGAACAAGGUCGGCCUUGUUAGAGACCCUUUACGAGGAGCUCCAUUUGAACAGCCAGGCCAUAAUGGGAGUCGGAGGAGAGGAUGACAAACUGGAAAAUGGGAACGCAGGAGGAGGGGGCUUCUUUGAGUCCUUCAAGCGAGUGAUCCGCAGCAGGAGCCAGUCUAUGGAUGCCAUGGGUCUUACUUUCAAGAAGCCGCACACAGUCUCCACUAGCCUGAGCGGCAACUUUAACCACAACCCCGCAGAGAGCCCCAAAUUCCCAGGGAUAUCAUUGCUUGUCCCAGGCAAAAGUCCCAGUAAAUAUGGACGCCGAGGCAGUGCCAUAGGGAUAGGAACAGUAGAAGAGUCUUUGAUUAUCCCUGGGAAAAGUCCGACCCGAAAAAAGUCAGGUCCUUUCAGCUCCAGGCGAAGCAGUGCCAUCGGCAUUGAAAACAUUCAAGAAGUCCAGGAGAGAAGCAGCAGAGAUAAUUCCUCAAAUACCCAGAAGACCCCUGACAGUGGUCACGUCUCUCAAGACCCCAAAUCUGACAACUCAUCCAAUCAGAGCUCUCCUGAGGUGCUCACGACCACCAAAAACAGUUCUCAUCUCAGUGGCAGGGCCCCAUCCAUCCCUGAGGGUCACGACCUUUCCCGCUCGUCCUCCAACGCUAGCAGCUUUGCCAGUGUGGUUGAGGAGAAUGAGACAGAAGCUACAGAGGACUAUGACACUGGCAUGGAGAGUCUAUCAUCUGCCGGGACGCCACACAAGCGAGACUCCCUCACCUACAGCACAUGGCUGGAGGACAGCAUCAACAGUAGCAUCAGUCGUGGCAGCUCCCCAGGGCCUGGGAAACCUGAUCGGGGGAAGGGUACAGACGUUCGUAUUAAACUGGAAAGAUCACAGGAUCACCAGUCCUCAUCAAACUGUUAGCUCCACCCACCUAGGUGUAUCUUGGACCUCCAUCUUCAGCAUUCCCAUAAGUCACAAUCCCUCUGGGAGACGAGACAAGUGCAGGCAUUCGCCGUGACCAGUAAUGAGAAGUAUGAGAAAGUGGAGAAAGCGCUGGUGGAGACUGGCCAGUCGAGUACUCAGUGGAGCCAGAGUGCAGCAUAUCCAGAACCCUGGAGGACACUGGAGAGGAUGACGCACAAAGAUGGCCAGCUUUUUGCACAGUGUUGUUCCCUUUCACUCUAUUCUUUCCCCGUUCACACAUCUGUUGCCUAGUUGAAUGUUUUUUUAUACCUGACCUUUGUUUCGAAAGUGCACAUUUUAUCUACAAAUGUAAUUGUUUUAUUUGUAAGAGAUGUUACUUUACUUUUAGUUUAUCUUGUUAAGGCCUGGGUGUGCUGGUUGAACAAGGUAGACACAGUGCCAUUGUUCUCUCUGAGGAGACUACGAGAAGGACGGUUGGUGAUGAAUAUAUUAGCAUCAAAGAUGAUUAUUUUCAAACAAAAUAUCCAACAUGAUAUUGAAGUGUACCGCUGAAUGCGGUCAAAAUGUGAUUAUUUCCUGGAUAAAAUCCAAACAUAAGUAUAGUGAAGCUGCAGCAGAACAAACACUCCUUUUUUCUCUCCUUCUUGCUUCCCAUGAGGUUAACUUUUUAAACUUCACACCACAGGUGACAUUAACUGUAGCAGUGCAUCAUAGAUAAACUAAAUUGGCCUUAACACUUAAACUCCUUGUUUCCCUGUACUUCAAAUUUAUUUUACCUCUCUUUCACACAACAUGUUCUGCAGAUAAUAGUGGGACAGCAGUAUUAGAUGAAAUGUAAAAUAUAUUCAGAAACUUAAAAAAACAACACUAGUUUCUAUAAAUAAAGUUGUACCUCAGCACCGUCUGUAUAAUCUGCUGAGGUACGGAUAUAUCCAAUCAUGGUGAUUUAACCGCUUUGUCUGUCCUGUCGGUUGGUGCAGAGACCAAUGUCAACAUUAAGUUCUGUUUUUUUCCUCCCUAUUGUGUGUUUUUAUUUAUUGAUUUGGUUCUUGAUGAAGUGGCAUUUAUGUCGUACCUCUGUUAUACUGUACCUCACUGGUGAAUACAUUCAACAACUGUCAUAUGCUUAUAUUGUAUGUGUUGCUUUGAUGUAAAUAACAAUGUCGCCAUCUGUAAAGCUGUUUCCGGGGUCAGAUAUCUUUCAGUGCAGUAAAUUUGCAAUGCAAUUGUAAUACAACAGUGAAUAUUUAUUUGCUUUGAAAGUGAGAACUCCAACCAUGACUACUGAUUUUGUAAAUAGAUAUUUAGUUAGAGUACAUAGCGUAUAAUGUAUAGGCUGUUGAUUUUAAAUGGGACUGACCAACACCUUACAAUUACUGCCAAAUUAACAAUAUACAGUUGUUUUAUUUCUCGUGUCCUUAAUUUUAAAUAUUAUUUUGAGAGAGUUUUAUAGAAUAAAUUUAUUUUAAAUUCUAUUCAGACUGUUCUGAAAAAAAAAGGGAAAUAUCUCACAGUGCAUCCUGCUGAUCAUUUCAGUUGCCUUAUGUCACGAACGGACGGUGUAAGUAUAGGUAGGGAAGCAAAUAGCUCAUUGGCAGCAGGAUUUACAAUGAAAUGAAUGUUUUGUCUUGCUGUUUUUAUUGUAAAUAAAUGCCCUGAGAACUUUA
Molecule: messenger RNA, 4474 nt
Organism: Mugil cephalus (flathead mullet)
Lineage: Eukaryota; Metazoa; Chordata; Actinopteri; Mugiliformes; Mugilidae
Gene: rap1gapa
Product: RAP1 GTPase activating protein a
Exons: 25
Coding region: 720-2804 (694 amino acids)
Biological process (GO): activation of GTPase activity; regulation of small GTPase mediated signal transduction
Cellular component (GO): cytoplasm
Molecular function (GO): GTPase activator activity
Source: RefSeq, a predicted model, not a curated record